Perkinsus marinus ATCC 50983 is the source of this 2141-nucleotide messenger RNA. Its product is annotated as eukaryotic translation initiation factor 4A, putative. Bases 16 to 1185 code for a protein of 389 amino acids. The transcript has 6 exons. Gene Ontology annotation, molecular function: RNA helicase activity; ATP binding; RNA binding. Lineage: Eukaryota; Perkinsozoa; Perkinsida; Perkinsidae. The record is from RefSeq and is a predicted model, not a curated record.
CUAUAUUCCCUGACAAUGAGUCAAACUAACAUUGAGUGCAACUACGACGAUGCUCCCGUCGAUUCCUUCGACGACUUGGACUUGGAUGAGAACCUUUUACGAGGAAUCUACUCGUAUGGUUUCGAGAAGCCUUCGGCUAUUCAAUCGAGAGCUAUCAAGCCUUUGAUUGCCGGUCGCGAUACCAUCGGCCAGGCCCAGUCUGGUACUGGUAAAACCGGCGCCUUCACCGUCGGCUGCCUUGCUCGUGUUGACCCCAAGCUCAGAGCUACUCAGGCCCUUAUCCUCGCCCCUACUCGUGAGCUUGCUCAGCAGAUCACUUCGGUCACCAAGUCCCUUGCUGACUUCCUCGACAUCAGGUGCCAUGCCUGCAUUGGUGGCACUGCUGUUCGUGAGGACAUUGAGAAGCUCCGUGAGGGGCAGCACGUCGUGGUUGGCACUCCUGGUCGUGUCUUCGAUAUGGCCAACAAGAGGCAUCUGAGGUUGGAUGACCUUAAGAUCUUCGUCCUUGAUGAGGCCGAUGAGAUGCUCUCUCGAGGGUUCAAGGAUCAGAUCUACGAUGUCUUCCGUCUCUUGCCCAGCAAUGUCCAGGUCGCAUUGUUCUCCGCCACCCUGCCCGAUGACAUCAUUCAGCUGACUACCAAAUUCAUGCGUGACCCCGUCCGAAUCCUCGUCAAGACUGAUGAGUUGACCUUGGAAGGUAUCCGUCAGUUCUACAUUGCCAUUGAUUCUGAGGAGUAUAAGUUCGAUACCCUCAAGGAUUUGUAUGAGACCCUCACCAUCACCCAGGCUAUCAUCUACUGCAACACCAGGAGAAAGGUCGACUACCUCGCCGAGAAGAUGCAUGAGGCCGAUCACACCGUCUCCUGCAUGCAUGCUGACCUCACCCAAGAGGAGCGUGAUUUGAUCAUGCGAGAGUUCCGUUCUGGCAGCUCUCGUGUGUUGAUCUCUACUGAUCUCUUGGCCCGUGGUAUUGAUGUACAACAAGUGUCUUUGGUCAUCAACUAUGAUAUCCCGGCUUCGAUCGAGAACUACCUCCAUCGUAUUGGUCGUGGUGGUCGUUUCGGUCGUAAGGGUGUUGCCAUCAACUUCGUCGUCCCUGAGGACAUCAGCCAGCUACGUGAGAUUGAACGUCAUUACAACACCCAGGUCGAUGAGAUGCCUAUGGAUGUUGCUGACUUCCUCUAAGCUGCUUCUGCGACGUUGAUGAUAAUAGCAAGGUCGUCGUUAUAGGAGUAACACAUUCUUAGACUUGCGUCAUGACUGUCAAUACCGUCUUGCUGUAUCAGCUACUACUGUUGGUCAACUAAUAUUGAAUAUAUCGUCUGUUGGUGGCACUCGCUUUGACGAUAUUAUCAGUAUAGUUUUCCACUGCCAUUUUGAGGUGUUGUCAUUCAUGAGUGCAUCUGGUUCUUGUACUACUCCCGUAUCGAUCUAUCAUGACGCCAUAGUAGUUGUGUGCUGUUAUCAUCUGGAUAAUAGUUGUGGUUAUCGAGUGCCCUCACUGUGUUGGCAUUUUUCCUCUUCUCUACUCUUAUUUAUUCUGGUGAGAUCAACGUUAAGUCUGCGCGUUGUUUUCAUUUGAAUUCCUCUGUAAUAUGCUAAGCUUAUAGCAUCGAUUACCAUCAGUGUCAUUGCUUCACGUUCGUUCACCAUCAUUGAUGUGGUAAUGUUUCAGAAACAAUGUCGCUACUGCUACCCUACACGUCUCCCUCUAUCACUGAGUUCUUAUUGUCAGUAACUAGUACAACGCUAGGAGUUAUGUACAACAGCUGAAGUCGAGUCUCUUGCUACUACUAGUAGCAGUACUCUCCUCGACAACGUCAAUGAUCAAGGGCCCUCGAAAUACGAUCUUCCGAGACAGAGGUUUCAAUUUCGUAUUUGUCGUUAUCAUGAUGAGCAUCUGGUCAACCUACUUGAAACGCGGCUAGAUGAAUGCUUUCUGUUGUGUGUAACAUUCGAGAUUCCUAUGGUUAUGUAUGCAACUUAGUUAUCGUACACCUGUCAGCGGUAGUACAGCAUAUUCACAGUUCUUUGUUGAGGGUUAUAAAGCAUAGUGGUAGUAGUAUCGUGAGUGAGGACGAUAAUCACAUCGAUGACGGUGUAGGUAGAUGGUCUACUGUCCUGGUACUCCUGUAACCGUU